UUACAACAUUUUCUUGACCUGGUCCUCAUAUACUACCGCCGGCCGGUCGAAUAUCUAUCCCCAUCCUCAUCACUUUCUGAGACUCAACUUUCGUGGUCAUGAGAAGAUACAGUCAUUAAACUGGCAUCGUGCCGACCAAAUCUCUCGGGAUGACUUCGUCUGAUUUUCAGGGUUUGUGCCCAACUCCCUUCUUGCAGGAGAGUUCUUUCCCGGUUACAGGUGGAUUCGUUCCCGGGCGCUUUUGUAUGCCAAUAUCUGAACUUCAGAACUUGACUUGUUGUCUUCCUUGCCCAACAACACAAUGGACAUAUUCUGAUGGAUUCGACGACCGGACGGAAAUCGCCAACUGGGUCAACGUGGCUGCAUUACUCUUGUCAUGCUAUUUGAUACUCUCGUUCCUGGUUCUCCCUGUCAAAUAUACCCAUAGGCACUAUCUCAGCGUCUGCUUGACCCUGGGCGUGCUUUUCAUGGAGCUCGCCUUCAUUGUUGCCUUGGCAGCAAAGCCCGAUCAGUGCUUCAAUGACAUUACUCCCAAUGACAUGCAAACCAGUGGCGUGUGCGCCAUCAGUGGCGCGUUCUUGCUGUUCGGCGGCUGGGCCGUUGUUAUCUGGGUGUUCUGCCGUGCACUCGCUCUUCAUCUGCAGAUCUGCUGGGAGGUCAUACCAGGAAACAAAUUCUUCUACGGAGCGCUCGCUUUUGGCUGGAUCGUUCCCAUUGUUGGUCUGACACUCACUUUGAGCUUGACCGGCGUCUCCUUUCGCUUUGGAGAUGUCUGUCACAUCAAUCACAAAAAUGCUUUACAGGCUUUUUGGGGCCCGCUUCUGGCUUUCGCUGCCUUGGCUAUGGUCCUGCAGUUCAUCACCAUUGGUUAUUGCAUCCACGUCUAUGUUAAAAGCCUAUUGGACGAUAGCACGUCAACAAACAACAGCUCGCAAGCACCGACUUACUCAGGGAGCUUUAGGACCCUUACAGCAAAGCAGACAAUGCGCCGAGUUAAGAGGGUCAUUCAGCUACAAUGGCGGGGAGCCUUCAUAGUCGUCGUCAUCAUCGCCGAGGUGGUGUUCUUUGCGGUUGUUUUUGUAUCAAUGGACAACAGCAGUCAAGUCAACGAGCAGCUUCUAGAGAAAGCGAGCCCAUGGCUUGCCUGCUUAGUUGCUGAAGUAGGAGACAAGAACAAAUGCCUGUCAUAUGCGAAGGACUUGGUCAAGCCAGAGGGUGUGGUACUGGCAGUACUGAUUGUCUUAGGGCUAAGUGGAUUUUGGUGCUUGGUGUUUUUGGGUCGAUGGUCCAUGACUGAAGGCUGGAGAGAAUUCUUCUGUGCGAGACUUCACCGCAAGAACGAAUUUGUCUCUGCUGACGCAAGAUACCUAUCGAACGAUCCCCGUACGUACGAAAUGCUGAGCGGCACCAGGCCUCAAGUGGAUAUCAGAUCGCCAGAUCUCGCCCUGAGUCCAAAUCCACGAGCAUUUACAACUCCAGAACCAGAUGCGAAGCAAGAUUCCUUUGGCUCAACUAGGACCUAUGUCAACCCAUUAUCAAGCUAUUCUUAUCCGAGGGCUCCCAGUCAACAGAUGGACUGGAAUGCAAGAGUGGCACAAGCCAUGAAAGGAGACGGCAAAGGCUUCGACAGUGAGAUCUAUCCGGGAUGAAGAACUAUUGCGGUCAAAAUGGAAGGUACCCACCACAGGAGUUGCGACUCGAGUCCACCUCUUUUGGUCGUCUUCAACGCAUCGUCAGGGUUCGCACCAAGUCCAUCACCGCCACCUCGAUUUUAUCAACACAGUGUCAGGAGAACGACGACAGGGGUUUUUGUUGUCUACCAAUCAACGGAGUUUUCAUU
Molecule: messenger RNA, 1840 nt
Organism: Exophiala viscosa
Lineage: Eukaryota; Fungi; Ascomycota; Eurotiomycetes; Chaetothyriales; Herpotrichiellaceae
Exons: 5
Coding region: 150-1649 (499 amino acids)
Biological process (GO): cell surface receptor signaling pathway; G protein-coupled receptor signaling pathway
Cellular component (GO): membrane
Molecular function (GO): G protein-coupled receptor activity
Source: RefSeq, a predicted model, not a curated record